Molecule: messenger RNA, 345 nt
Organism: Leptosia nina
Lineage: Eukaryota; Metazoa; Arthropoda; Insecta; Lepidoptera; Pieridae
Source: the annotation of a GenBank genome assembly
AUGCUUUCGAACGUUUUAUCAUCAAAAUCAAUACGGGCUUUAUCGACUGUCUAUCGGUACGUCAGUUAUUCUGCUGUGUUAUGGGAGCCAACGACUGCAUCGCCGUUCGAUAGCGUCGAGUAUUGGGUUUUCGCGGAAAACGGCGAAACCGUCAAACGUUCCCCCGUCCCCGCCGCUCCCCAACCCGCCUUCGGCGUAGUGGCGCCGCGUCAGAGGCGAGCGUAUAAAAGCCAUCCGCGCCCCUCCACUUCAACUCAGACGCAUGGAGUACUCCGUAGAGGUCGUUUGGCACGAGCGAGCGCUUUGCUAGGCACCUGCCGGCCAUCAUUCACGAUAACAUUCUAG